This is a messenger RNA of Exophiala viscosa, 1547 nucleotides long. RefSeq names its product putative penicillin-binding protein. The transcript has 4 exons. The record is from RefSeq and is a predicted model, not a curated record. Bases 126 to 1328 code for a protein of 400 amino acids. Lineage: Eukaryota; Fungi; Ascomycota; Eurotiomycetes; Chaetothyriales; Herpotrichiellaceae.
CGCAAUCAUCGUAGCAAGCUAUUCCAGAUCCGACAUUCUUCGACCUAGUUUUCAAAAACACCAUGUCUGCUGGGUCGACGGAGGAGGUGAGAACUUGAGAAAGGCACGCGAGCUCAGAAGCCGACAUGGCUUCGUUUGAUGAAGUCUUUCGCCUGGCAGCAAAUCCCGGACCAGAUCGUAAGAUUCCAGGAGCUGUUCUCGUUGCGGCCGACAGAUCAGGAAAGAUAUGCUAUCUCAAUUGCCAGGGAACCACUUCCGUCGACGAAGCUCUGGCACAGCCGAUCACAUCAGACCAUACAUUCUGGAUAGCAUCAUGCACGAAGCUUAUGACGACUAUUGCCGUGCUACGAUGUGUAGACAAGGGUCUGUUACAUCUGGAUGAGGACAUCUCUCCUGUCCUUCCAGAAUUCAAGUACCCUGAUAUUUUAGUCGGCUUCGACAGCAAUACUGGAGAGCCUCGAUUCCAGAAGGCGAGCAACAAGAUCACUUUGCGUCAAUUACUGACGCAUUCAAGUGGUAUGGGAUAUAGCUUCGCCUCGCCCAAGCUGGUCUGGUGGAGGAAAUGGGUUGAGAACGACCCGGAAUCGUUCAAGGGAAACCUUACGAAACAGUUCAACUUGCCACUCAUCUACGACCCCGGCGAAGGAUGGGAGUACAGCGUCAGCGUCGACUGGGCAGGUCAGAUGGUCGAGCGAGUCAAUGGUGGAGUACGAUUGGGCGACUACAUGAAACAACAUAUCUGGGAUCCUCUGGACAUGAAAUCAACUACAUUCCGGGCCUUUGAGAACGGGAAUGAACACAUACGGGACCGACUGUGUCCAAUGACUCGCAGAACUGGUUCCGGCAUCUUGAAAUCUGCACCGCCCUACCGCAGAUAUGAUUGGAAAGAUGACUAUGGAGGUCAAGGGGUAUGCUGUAGCCCGAACGACUUCAUCAUACUCCUUGGCGCGGUGCUGAAGAAUGACGGUACAGUGCUCAUGAAAGAGACAGUCGAGAUGAUGUUCCAACCACAUCUGUCUGACGAUUCGUACCUCAAUGCUCACAUGGCCAAAUCUAUUGAAAGUGGCAUGCUCCGAAGCGGUGUCGAAAGUUAUGCUUGGAAUUUUGGGCUCGGAGGAAUCUUGAAUAUGAAAGAUGUCGAUGGACUGUGCAAGAAAGGUACAAUGACCUGGAGCGGUUAUGCAAACACAUACUGGUGGGUCGACCCUUCAGCUGGUACUUGUGGCAUGUACGCCUCUCAGUUGUUGGCGACGCCGAGUGAUCCUGUUUCUUUGGACUUGUACCUUGCUUUCAGGAGGCAUGUGUACCAACAGUUCGCCUCGAAGUGAACGCGGCUGCAAAGGUGCUCAAGACAAGGCCGCCAAAUGAGGUAUUCUCGUUCAUGAGGUGGUAUCAAAGGAGCCUUGACGACGAUCACCGGUAUCAACAAUGACCAUCGAUAGCAACAACGACCGUCGAUGACAAUAACGAACGUCGAUAUAAGCAACAAGGCGACCGAAGGCUGGAUUCGGUUACCAUCUUCUCCUUGCCGGCUUGAUUGCAAGGGU